This is a messenger RNA of Corticium candelabrum, 1961 nucleotides long. Its product is annotated as mucin-17-like. The transcript is spliced from 11 exons. Bases 14 to 1681 code for a protein of 555 amino acids. The record is from RefSeq and is a predicted model, not a curated record. NCBI's taxonomy places the organism in Eukaryota, Metazoa, Porifera, Homoscleromorpha, Homosclerophorida, Plakinidae.
GUCCGUCCGUGUCAUGCUUGUAGUCCAGCUCUUGUGGUUGACGUUCUUGAAACGUUCUCUAGGCAACAGUCUCAAGUGCGAUGACCUUCCACCCAGUAAAAGCACUGAACUUGUGGAUUGUUAUGCUCUGGUGAACAGCAGCGUUACCAUGAAUUGCACAUACCGCGGCAUGAAUGCUCAUCGUCUAACCGGACCCUUUUGGAAUAUCCAAUUUAGUAAUUCAACCGUUAAUUCAGUUGUGUCAGCUAUUGACUCUCUCCCUGGUUUCACUUUUUUGUCUGCGCUCAAAAACUACACGGAGCUCACUAUCGACCAAGUGUCUGAAAAUCUUAAUAUGUCUACAAUACAAUGUCAAUUUGAUAUUAGAUUUACUAAUGAUCCAGAAGCUGGCAGUGGCAAGAUUAAAGUUUUACUCGGAAGUCUUCCUACCAUCUCUUGUAAGCCACAUUUAUGCACCUCUGUGAAUAGUUCGAAAGCAGAAAUUCCUUGUGAAGUGUCUGGAACUCCUAUACCAUCCACUAAGAUUGAGCUGAAUAGUGCUGGAACAAGUGUCCCUGAUGAUUCAUCUCAAUUUUCUAUACAUCGUGCAGAUAGCUUGAUGCCUAUUCUAACAAUCGAUCCUGUCAAUUGUACACUUGAUGCUGGCAAUAAUUACAGAAUAUCAUCUGAAAAUAUACUGGGAACAUCACUACCUUAUCAGUGGAACGAUUCUCAUGUGCUUGAUCUAGAUAAUGACGACUCAUCAGAUUGUCAAGUUAUUGGCAAUACAACACGCUUGACUUGUUCGUUUUCACUUGCUAGAUUUCCUACAACAAACAUUGUGUGGAACAUCAGCAAGAACAACAUUAUUAAUAAAACAUCUAACAUCGAUGUUUGUGCAUGUCGAGUAACUUCAACUGUCUUUGUCAGCUUGCAACAUGUGUCUGCAUCAACAUCAUGUACUGCUUCAUAUAACGACGACAUGGUGACUCAAUAUCCAUUCAAACAAUCUACGCCAAGUCCACCAGUCACAUCAAUUCCUACUUCAGUCACUAGCUCACCCAUAACUUCACGAGAUUCGAAGUCAACAAGUAGUGGUAGCACCACCACUCCUGUAACAUCAGGAAAAGAAACCUCAAAGGACGAUCAACCAGCAUGGCUAAUACCAGUCAUCGUAGUGGUAGUUGUUGCUGUGAUUAUUAUCAUCAUUGCAGUUGUUGCGUUUAUUAUUUGGAAGAAAUCCAAGGAAAGCACAACUACUGACAACGGCACACACGUAAAGCUACAAGGUAGGGUCACACCACACGACACGGCCGUCGAGUCGGUCCAAUACGCCGAGACUGGUCCAGCCACCGCUCCCGACGAGAUCGAGGCGUAUGCCGUAACAACCGGAGCAAAACAGAGUACCAUGCAAGGACAAGGAGCCAACAAAUCAAAGACCGCAAAGGACAAAACCAAUCCGGGUCCACCCACAGAAACCUACGCUCUACCAGACAAAUCGAAGAAAACGAAAAAUCAGAAAGCAGACACUGCGGGCGAGGAAUAUUCUCAAGUCGAAAAACAAAAUAAGAAAUCGAACCAGCCGCUUACCUAUGCGGAUCUUGACCAAACUUCAUUCAAACAGUCGACUACUCAAAGACCCAAUCAAUCUGUUACUUAUUCGGAAAUGAAUGAGUUGCAGCCAUCAGCGAAGACUAAGUGAAGUCGACAUCUCGAGAUGUCAGAGUCUGAAACAGGCAUACUGAUAUUUCUAGUGUAUGUGUGUAUGUGAGGUUGUGUGUCCGUGUGUCACGUGGUACUGUGUGGAGUAGAGGGCAUAUAUGUAAGGGAGGGUGUUUCUAUUGUUUCUUCUGGGAGCUGGCUUUUCAUAGUUUCUAAACAACUGUGCUGGAUGAUUGUACUAGAAUGAUUAGUGAGUAGACGGACUGUUGAAGUUGAUGCUGGGGUUUUGGUAUCUUCAAUAGUUAAUUAAUGUUGAUCAA